AUGUUGUCCUGGAUCCUUGCCUGCUUAGCAGUUCAGGGAUCGCGGUACGUCUGCUGGGCCGGCAGUGCAGAUGUGAUCUACUCAAACACUUAUUCGUUUGCGGUGAAGCAGACAGACGGCACGGUUGUCGCUUGGACUGGUGCUGCUUAUGGUGGAGACACCAGCAGUGUGGCCAGCGAUCUCACGGAUGUGGAGGUGAUAUAUUCGACUGAGAGAGCAUACGCUGCAAAGAAGACCGACGGCACGGUCGUGACUUGGGGUGCUAGCAACUACGGCGGAGACUCCGGCAGCGUGUCUGGCCAGCUAGCCGACGUGGAAGUGGUCUCCUCGAAUCAGCGAGCCUUCGCGGCCAAGAGGACGGAUGGCACGGUGGUGUCGUGGGGGGGUGCAGCAUAUGGAGGAGACGCUAGCAGCGUCUCUGCUCAGCUUACUGAUGUGUUGACGGUCUACGCCAAUGAGGUAGCUUUCGCUGCGAAGAAGACCGACGGCACUGUCGUGACUUGGGGCUGGGCGGCUUACGGCGGAGACUCCAGCAGCGUGUCAUCCCAACUGGUUGAUGUGGAGGUGAUCUACCCAAGCCAGCGGGCCUUUGCGGCAAAGAGGACCGAUGGGACUGUGGUGACUUGGGGGGAUGCAACUUACGGCGGGGACUCCAGCAGUGUGGCUGCCCAGCUGACAAAUGUGGACGUCAUCGUUUCCGAUGUUCGCAGCCGGGCUUUUGCUGCCAAGAAGGCGGAUGGCACUGUGGUGACCUGGGGCUGGGCAACUUACGGAGGAGACUCCAGCAGCGUGGCGGCUCAGCUCACCGGUGUUGAGGCGAUCUCUGUGAAUUGGUUCGCCUUCGCUGCAAGGAAGACCGAUGGCACAGUCGUAACCUGGGGUGCCUCUGGAUCCGGUGGAGACUCCAGCAGUGUGGCUGCUCAGCUGACCAAUGUAGCAGUGAUCUACGCGACUAGCCGGGCCUUCGCAGCCAAGAAGGCCGAUGGUACGGUCGUGACUUGGGGCUAUACCAGUUAUGGUGCAGACUCCAGCAGUGUGGCUGCUCAGCUCACUGAUGUCGAGACCAUCUAUGCCAACGAGCGAGCUUUUGCAGCCAAGAAGACCGACGGAACCGUCGUGACUUGGGGGGUGGGCUUGUAUGGCGGAGACUCCAGCAGCGUGUCCUCCCAGCUUACCAACAUCGAAACCUUCUCGAGCCCCCACGCCUUCAAGAACUUGCAUGCAUUUGCGGCCAAGAAGGCCGAUGGCACCGUCGUUGCCUGGGGUAACAGUAACUACGGGGGAGACCUUGGCACCAUCACCUUUGAUGCGGCCUGGGCCUCAGCACUGUCUUUUCAGCAAAGUCGCCACGGUCACAACCUCACUGUCUUCCACGGUUGCUUUGACUACCACAUCAACAGUGUCAACAUCGACAACCACUUCAUCAACAACACGUUCCACCCUUUCCUCGAUAUCUACCACAUCGUCUACCGUGACUUACGCCAACACAUUCACCACAACAUCCAUCACCACAUCCGGCACCAAAACACUCACCACAACAUCCAUCACCACAUCAGCCACGAAAACAUUCACCACCACAUCCGAAUCCAUCACCACAUCUGGCACCAACACAGUCACCACGACAUCCAUCACCACAUCCGGCACCAAAACGCUCAUCACAACAUCCAUCACCACAUCUGGCACCAGAACACUCACCACAAUGUCCACCACAUCUGGCACGGUGCAUACCCAGACACCUUCCGCGACACCCACCACGACAUGGAGCGGUGCAUCGACUCAGACAAGGACCUUCACGGCGACAUCGACUGGGACCACGAUGCCCUCAGUGACAACGAAUGCCACGUGGACCGUCGCGACUCUCACAAACGAGCUGCUGCAGGUCCGUUGACUGAGUCCGGGGACACGCUGGCGACGGCAACAACCGCAUUAGGUACGAUGGCACUUGUCAGGUUGCCUGCGGCGGCAAACGUCAGCUCGGUCGAAGUACUCUUGGAUGGCAGCGCGGCGGCUGCUGUGCUGCCACCGGAGGUUUUGCCCGAGAUCCCCAUGGCUUUCCUGGCUUUGGCGCUCACGACCUUCAGCGCGGAGAUCGAGGAGGUCGAUGGCUUCGGAGUCGGACGGAAGGCGCUCAGCAAGACCGGUCGGCCCCUUGAGGCGGCCCUGCCACCCGUGGACAUCUCAAUCGUCGAGGACGCAGAAGCGGCCAGCUUCCUUGAGGUGCGGAGCCCGGAUGCGCCCAUCUACGUCCGGGUCUCCCGGACUCCUCCAGAGCCCAACUGGAUUUGUGCGUUCCUGGACGCUGACGGCCUUUGGUCGACCCAGGGCGUGCGCCUGGCGUCGCCAACUGAGCUGGCGGCCGCUGGCUUGGACAGCUCGGGCACAUGGUGCGCCACGGAGCACCUCUCCAUUUUCGGAGCCUUCAUCGACAUCCUCCUGGACUGCACGAAUGCCAACAUGCUCACGGCAGAUGGGCUGAAGGAGAUCGUUGAGCGGAAAGGCUGGUGGGCGCGGCCCCCAGCCAUCAGCCUUUGGCUGCUUCUGGGCGCCUCUUUUCUGCUCAUCCUCUUCGGCUGCCUCAGCGACGCGCGGGUGCGUGGCUCGGGCCUCUGGCAAGAUGAGUACUUCCUCACGGACAGCCUGGAUCCUGGAUCUAAACGCUGCGCCUGGGCAAGGCAGUGCAUGCAGUGCUGUUCUUGCAAGUCGAAAGAGUCGAAAGGCUCCCCCAAAAAGGCCUCGUCAGCGGCCCAUCGCGAGCUGCUCCUGAGCCAAAAGCCCAAUCUGAGCUUGAGAUUCCGAGAGCGGCUCCUUUGCCAGAACACCCUUUGGGAGGUGGCACGGAGCUGCAGAAUCCACAGCACCUGCAUUGAGAAGCAUGUCUGGGGUCAUAAAGGCUGGGUCCAGGGCAGCCUCGUCACAGAGAAGUCCCUGAAGCUCAAGGAGCUGGUGAUGACCUUGGAUGAAGGCUUGCCUUCGGCCUUCCUCAGCGUGCACCAAGGCCGCCUCGGUCGCCUUCGCCUCUUCUGGACGGCCUUCUUGUCCACGCAGCCCUUGUACGAGCUCUCGAUGUGCGACCUUCACAUGACGACGACGAAGCGGGCCAAGGUCGUCAUGGACUGCCUCGUCGGCUCGCUCUCCUUCGUCGCGCUGUUCUUCUCCGUCGAUGGCACGGCCGUGGGUGCCAGGAGCCCUGAGGAAUGCCCCAUUGAGCAGGGAACGUUUCUGUGGUACACCUUCGUCGCCAUGCUCUCCGUUCUCUUGAACCUCAUCCCACGAAGCUUUGAGUGCUACCUCGCCUGCCGCAGCUUCGUGCCAGAGAGCCGCCGUCAUCCACGCCUGCAGCUCUGGCGCCGAUCUUUCAAGGAUGUCGGCUUCUGGCUCUUCAGUACCGGCCUGUCACUCGUCCAGCUAUUGGUCGUCAUCGCCUUCCUGGCGAACCUGUCGGAAAAGGAUGAGCCGAAGUGGAUGUUCACCUUCUCCCUGGUGAUUCUCCGGAAGCUUGUCAUCGUGCCCCUGAUGGCGAGCCUGCUGUCUGGUCUCGGCACUGCUUGCGCCAUUGGCCUCACUGGCUCUCCAUCCGCGCCGAAGAAGUUUCACCUGGACUUCUCUUUGCUUCCAAGCCCAGGAGCCAACGAGACCGAGGUGACCCCCAUCUCCGAGAAUGGUCCAGCUUGGGCAGACAAGGUGCAGGAGUUGGCGGGCCGUGGCAUCACUCUUCGCCACCUCCUCGAGUUCUAUGCCAUGCUUGGGUGCGAGGUCAUGCCCCAUUUCAGCCCGGAGGAGUCCACCACGCAUGACGUUGUGAGGCAGGCCAUCAUCCCUCUCUCACUGCAGAUGAGGGGAAGGCGCUGCUUCCUGGUGGCAAGUCAGGUCCACGGCCCUGCUUCGGAGCACUUGGAGGUGCGCCUGGCUUCAGGGACCUGGAGCCGGAAGGCGAGGGGUUUGCCCGGCUUCGAAGCCUUCGUGGUGGAGGGCCUGCACCUUGAAGACAGCUUGGUCUUCAGCAUCAACUCCAAGCCCGCAGAUUCCUCGGGCACUUCCUCGGACGCCUCCUUCGCGUUGCCCGCCACGGACGUUUGGCAGGCUUUGAAGGAUCCUUCGACCUUCCCGAAGGUGGCAAGCUCCAGGUCUCCAUCACCCCGAAGUCCUCUGUGGAGGAGGCACGCAAAGCCCGUGCUGCUCUGCAGAAAGAGGAUGAGAAGCUGCCGGAAGCUUCGCUGCGAGAUUCCUCGCACGUUUGCGACGUCGCCACCGAAGAUGUUGAGAUUCGGUCCUGCAGGGUGGUGA
Symbiodinium natans is the source of this 4284-nucleotide messenger RNA. NCBI's taxonomy places the organism in Eukaryota, Dinophyceae, Suessiales, Symbiodiniaceae. The record is from the annotation of a GenBank genome assembly.